AUGACAGUUUUGUAUCGCAUCUCGCCGUUCCACCCGCUAGCCGCCUUCCCUGGACCAUUGAUCAACAAAGUGACGGCUCUCAAGCUUGCCCAAGUCGUCUGGUCUGGGAAACGGCACUUGAUGCUCAAGAACUGGCACGAACAAUAUGGCACUUUCGUGCGUACGGGGCCUAGCACGCUGUCGAUCAAUGCGUCUAGUGCAGUGAUGCCGCUGUAUGCCUCGCCACAUAGUUUGGACAAGAGCGGAGCGUACCGACCUGGAAGGUUUCACUCUGGAGGUCUCUUCUUCAUACGCGACCGCGAGGACCAUAACAAACGGCGCAGGAUCUGGGCUCCCGCAUUCUCUGCCUCGUCCGUGGAAAACAUGCUCAACGUUGUGAGCAAGCGAACGCUACAGAUGUUGCAGUGCAUGGAGGAUCGGCGUACCAAGGAAGGUCUGAUCGAUAUGACCGAACUUCUGGGUCAUUGGGCUUACGAUCUGAUGGCAGAUGUUACAUUUGGGAAGGCAUCCAGAACGGAACUCAUGGAAGAUGGUGAUCCGCAUGGCGUGGUAGAAAGCGCACAAAAUGCCACAGUCGUCUUCGAGAUCCUCGGAGAGGCGCCACCGCUCUUUGACGUUCUAUGGUACCUCCCGGUCACGAAGGAAGUGCAUGCUCUGGACAGAAUCUCCAGGAACAUUAUGGUCGAACGUAAGAAUGCGCCCGGUCAAGAAGAUAUCUCUGCUCACUUGCUCGGCGAACAGGGUGGCGAACGCCUCAGUGACAUCGAACUUGAUCUUGAUGCCACUUUCGCCAUCGUCGCUGGAUCCGAUACGAUCGCUGGUAGCUUCACUCUGCUAAUGUUCUAUCUACUCAGAGACCAGGAGACCUACGCCAAGCUACGUGCGGAACUCGACCAGCAGUUCUCCUUGCCUGAAGAGGCUAAUGACUGGAAGAAACUGAUGGACCUUCCGUACUUGUUCGGCGUCGUACACGAAGGCUUGCGUCUAGGCACGCCUUUCCCGGGUCUGCCACGCGUGGUGGCGAAAGGCGGAAUGAUGAUCGAGGGCAAGUACAUUCCCGAGGACACGGUCGUUGGGGUACCGGCAUACGUUCAACAGACUAGCCCAGAAAAUUUCUACCCAAAUCCUAUGGAGUUCCGCCCCGAGAGAUGGGCACCAGAGGGCGAUGGCCUGGGUCCGUCGACAGUCACCAAUAAGCACGCGAUCAUGUGCUUCUCGUUCGGCCCGUUCAGCUGCUUGGGCAGGGCAUUUGCCGUCCGCGAAUUCCACUUGGUCGUCGCGAAGCUUGUGCUUGCAUUUGACAUGCGCCUUGCCCCUGGUUUCGACGAGGAGAAAUGGCUGGAUGGGUGCCUCAACAUGCGAACGACUGUGUUCAAGCAUCCACUCAUGAUUACAGCGACCGCUAGACACUAAGAGGUGCACGCACCUUGCAGGAAUACAAACGGUACAUGGCUUCUUGAUCCGUAGAUAGUUGAUUGUACGAUAUCCGUCGACUGGAGAGGGUGGCAUCAGUGCUACAAGUCAGUCUAGAUGUCUAGAGAGCGAGGGCUCCUGGGGGGGUCUCUUUGUAUAUUUACCGAACGGUGCAUCCUGACACAAAAUCGAUC
Fomitopsis serialis is the source of this 1607-nucleotide messenger RNA. RefSeq names its product cytochrome P450. The transcript has 10 exons. Lineage: Eukaryota; Fungi; Basidiomycota; Agaricomycetes; Polyporales; Fomitopsidaceae. Bases 1 to 1413 code for a protein of 470 amino acids. Gene Ontology annotation, molecular function: oxidoreductase activity, acting on paired donors, with incorporation or reduction of molecular oxygen; iron ion binding; monooxygenase activity. The record is from RefSeq and is a predicted model, not a curated record.